Molecule: messenger RNA, 372 nt
Organism: Paramecium tetraurelia
Lineage: Eukaryota; Ciliophora; Oligohymenophorea; Peniculida; Parameciidae
Exons: 2
Source: RefSeq, a predicted model, not a curated record
AUGGACCCUUAAUUAAAUGCCUAAUAUGAGAUAACAAGAAAAGACUUAAAUGAGUUUAUGUAAGAGUGUUACUAAUAUUGUAUUUCAGAGUAUAAAAGAGGUUAAGAGGAUGUUAUCAAAUAAAUGUUAAAAUAUGCAUAAUAAGAAAGUAAUGGAGAUAUAAGCAAAACAAAUAUCAAUAAUUUGCUUAACUAUCUAAAAUAGAGAAGAAAUUAAUUAUUGCCUAAUGGAAAUAAUACACCUUAAGUUGAGAAUUAAUCUAAUCACAAUACAAACAAAAAAACUUUCGUUUAAGUUUAAUAAAACGAACCUCAGAAAUUUAUAGUUAUUAAUCAUGAAAGAUUGUAACGAGCAUUCGAAGAAUUAAAAUGA